ACAAGUAUCUAUGGUUGGUCGGAAAUCUUCCAUCUUCACAAGUGAGCGGCUACCAGGGUGUGCAGAAGUGGAUCUGUCGUUUGUGUGUAGUUGAAAUCCAAACUUCUGCGAUUACCACGGUCUUCACACGUCUCCUGCAUUUAACGGAACAAUAAUGGGAGAUCCCACCAUCCACAGAGAUUGCCCACUUGAUUGCAAGGUUUAUGUGGGGAAUCUAGGGAACAAUGGCAACAAGACAGAACUGGAGAGAUCCUUUGGCUACUAUGGCCCCCUGCGCAGUGUUUGGGUGGCCAGAAAUCCUCCAGGUUUUGCGUUUGUUGAAUUUGAGGACCCCAGAGAUGCAACAGAUGCUGUGAGAGAACUGGAUGGAAGAACACUGUGUGGGUGUCGUGUGAGAGUAGAACUGUCCUCUGGGGAGAAACGCUCCAGGAAUAGAGGACCACCCCCAUCGUGGAACCGCCGCCCACGGGAUGACCGGCGACGCAGUCCAAACGCAAGACGCCGCUCACCGAGGAAGAGGAGCUUCAGUCGCAGCCGCAGCAGGUCUCCGUCCCGAGACAGGAAACGGGAGCGGUCUCUCUCUCGUGAAAGGAACCACAAGCCUUCAAGGUCCUUUUCAAGGUCAAAGAGCCGUUCUAGGUCUAACGACAGGAAAUGAAAACGGUGAGGAACUUGACGUGUUCCUGGUAGAAGAACCCUUUUCAAAAGGAUGUGAUUCGAUGAGUGUGUGUGUCUGUGUAUCACGUACCUUCUCAUUUUCCUCACUACAAUGUGAGACUGUGUGAACCGUCCCAGGUUAACUGUAAACAAAUAUCAAAAUUCAAGAUUGCUUCUGCAUUUUUUGUUUUCCAUUCUGCUAGCCCAGUGUCCUUGUUUUAAAAGGUAAACGUCUCUUUCUCUCAGCUAUACACCCUUUCUGUUUGCCUUUAGCAGCCACCAUUGCCUUGUUGAUGCUGUAACCCCCAUAGAACAACCUUUUGCUUUUUUUUUUUUUACCAAAUUGUUGAAGGUUUCUCUUUCUUUUAAUUAAAAUGUUAGUGAUUA
Messenger RNA from Clupea harengus (Atlantic herring), 1044 nucleotides. RefSeq names its product serine and arginine rich splicing factor 3a (gene srsf3a). Lineage: Eukaryota; Metazoa; Chordata; Actinopteri; Clupeiformes; Clupeidae. Gene Ontology annotation, molecular function: RNA binding. The record is from RefSeq and is a predicted model, not a curated record.